GCUCUCACGGCCAGUACAAAUUCCGAUCGGGUGGAUUUACUUUUUUCGGUGUCCUCUGGCUCUACGCAUCUAUGCCUCUCCUUUAUUCUCUCUAUCUCGGUCUCUCGUUCUCUCAUUUGCCCUUGCUCUAUCGUCCUCUCUCUCUUUCUCGCUCUGUCUCUCCCACUCACCUGUGAUAGCACUAUAGUGCUGACAGCCGAAUGUUGCAGAAGGACAAUCAUUGGUGAAGGACACAGUAGAUUUUAUUAAAGUUGGCCAUCGUGGCCAGAUAACUAACUCUGGAGAAACGUCGAAAAUGGCUGUCCAAGUUCCGUGGAUCGAAGAGUGAAGUGCCUGGGAACUUUUCUGGAAGUGUUGUACCCUUGUGAUUGUGUCUGUGUGCUCAGGGUCACUUUUUUGCAAAGCGAGAACAAUCCUUUCUGUUGAUUCCCUUGGCUGAGAGGUGGCUGACAGAGGGGGAUGGAGUGAGCGAAACCCUCCAUUAGGACCUGAUAUAUUUCCCAAACAAUUUAGUGUAUUCAUGAGGCUACGCAAAUGUGGAAGCCUCAAAAUUACCGUAAUCAAUUGAAACAGCGAGCGUGCGUCAGUCCACGGCUCUGAUUAUUUUGAGAUCAUCUAUCAGCUUGAUGUGUAUGUAACAAGGUGAGGGGGCAUUAAAUCGCUUUUGAGUUUCAGUGAUAAGUCCAUGAUCAUUGGACAAGUGAGUUGGACAACGAGAACAGGGCACCUUGACGGGGGAGGCAAGUGUUCCCCAGACAUUAGGUUGCUGACUCUGCAGGUUAAAAGGCGCUGUCUUAAAACAAAACCACAUUGCUGAGGAAAACGAUCGUGCAAUACGCUCUAUAUUACAAUUUUGACCUGAAAAACUAAAGGAAAAGUGGAGUAAUAAAGACACAUUGGAGAGGCCAAGUGAGUAUGGAGGUCAGAUAUAGCCAAGAAACAGAACCAGGGAUGUUGCUGAAGAAUGGACUAAAGGAUGGGAAAGACAGCAAGGACUCCCAAGGAAACCUUUCCAAAACCUUCCUAAAGGAUCAGCAGGAGUCCUUCUCACCAUCUGGGACAGUGGAAAACUGUGAUAAGAAUCGAGGGAGCACGGGGGAUCCAGACUACUGCCGGAGAAUACUUGUUCGAGAUGCCAAAGGAUCUAUCAGAGAGAUUAUUCUGCCAAAGGGACUGGACUUGGACCGUCCCAAACGAACCCGGACCUCAUUCACCGCAGAACAACUUUAUCGUCUGGAGAUGGAGUUCCAGAGGUGUCAGUAUGUGGUUGGGAGGGAGCGGACAGAACUGGCCCGCCAGCUAAAUCUAUCUGAAACUCAGGUGAAAGUUUGGUUCCAGAAUCGACGUACAAAGCAGAAGAAGGACCAGGGCAAAGACUCUGAGCUGCGUUCGGUGGUGUCAGAGACGGCGGCCACCUGCAGUGUGUUGAGACUUCUAGAGCAGGGCAGGCUCCUCACGCCGCCCGGCCUGCCCGGGCUUCUGCCCCAUUGCGGCAACGGUACCCUGGGCACUGCCCUGCGAGGCUCCUCCAUGGGCAUGACCAGCAAUGGGAGCAGCAGCAGCAGCGGUUCCAGCUCGGGUACAGCUGGCGGCAGUCCCCCUCUGCCCAUAGUGACCAGUUCAGGGACGGUAUCAGGCCUCCAGAGUUCUCCGUCGGCGCAUGGCCUCUUCAGCUUCCCCAUGCCCUCUCUGCUGGGCAGCGUCGCCACCCGCAUGUCGUCCAAUCCGCUCUCCAUGACCGGCUCCCUAGCUGGGAACCUGCAGGAACUCUCUGCCCGCUAUCUGAGCUCUUCUGCUUUUGAGCCUUAUUCACGGACCAAUGGCAAGGAGUGUAUGGAGAAAAAGGUUUUGGAAUGAUGUUUUUCGAAGGAUUUUGGUUUAUUUUGUUGAUCUCCUUGAUUUUUAUUGUCUUGGUUUAGUUUGUUUGUAUUGCUCUCUUCUGUCCUGUUAGUAUUGUGUUGCCGUUAAAGUAAAUCCAACUGAACAUCUGAAGCCUCUCUGAAAGAGACACACACACAUUUUGAUUUUUUUUUUAAGCUUUUGCACUGAAUCAAAGCUGAAUCUACACAUUCCGAAUUUCAAUACAAAUGCUCCAUGAAAGCAUGUUGUUUUUAGAUAAUUUUUUUGAGCAAGAGCAGAGAAAGAAAUAUGCCCCAUCUGAUUGCAUCUGUUUUGGUAACACAACACAGAUGUUUAGCUUUUGUAGGUAAAUUACACAGAACUGAGUGGUUGGCCAAGGGUUAAACAUGAUUUUACAUUUUAGAUUGUUUUCUUAUUAUCUUGUUUUGGGUAGACUUAUUUCACUGUGUCUAGGCUUAUAGCGUUGUUAUGCAUUUCAGCUCAUGCAAUUCAGGUGACGGACUCAGCUAAAGACAACAUGGUGAAUUUGGAAUUAGUUUGGCCCUUGUCAAAUAUGACAUUUCAGUUUAAGGAAGUCUCUUUUUCCAUUUGAAGAUAUUCAUGAUGAAUACAGGCAUUUAACACACAAAUGCGAUUUACAUAUGCAGAUGUUUUGCAAUAUUAAGCUACAAUAACAAUCUUUUAUACCAGUUUGUAUUUGUUUUUAUGUUUGGGCCCAAACAGACUAAAGGAAAAUGUUGUCAGUAUAAUAGUUAAAUUGUUCUGUGUUAGUUGUUUUCUAAAUGUUUUUGUGAGGGGUUUCCCAGUGUCAUUUUUAGCGCAGUCUAAAUGUGACUUUCAUGUCUUAAAGAUGCAGUAUCCACUUUUUUGUCUGUGAUUUUAAUUAUACUAGAGUGGUAGUCCAGAUUUUCAUGUACAUAAGAGUUGGAUAAAAGCUUGGAAAUGGUGAGGUGGGGCAAAUAGAUGAAGGAAAUUUCAGUAAGUAGCUUGUAAAGUUGCAUAUAGUGAAUUUUGCUUUAUGCAACAUUUGAAAAAACGUUCUCAAGGUUUUCACAUUUUUAAGACAAAGCCUUUCCCCAUGUGAUAUGUUUAAACAUCAGCCACCAUGGUGGCAGGUUUAAAAGGAAAAGAGCAUGAGGUGACUGAAGGAAAUUACUGUGGUAUAAAAGAAAGGAAACAGAAUUGCACCUAAAAUUGUUAUUUUAUUGUAAGUUAUUCACGUCUGUAAUUAAUAAAUGAUUAGUAUAUCCGCUAAAUAAGGAAUGAAUGAAUGUAAAGGAGGGGUGAUGAAUCAAUCAAAGUUCUUUGGUGCUGUUAUUGUGAAAUAUCUUGAACUUUGUGAAAUGUGUGGUACGAGUGUGGAUAUAUAUAUUAUAUAUAUGGCUACCAAAAAAGCCAAGUGUGUUUUUCAAUUUAUUUCAUAAAGUACAUUUGUCAUGAUGAUAAUGGUCUGGCUAUAACAAAAAAAGCAAUGGAUGUGGCAAGCCAUA
This is a messenger RNA of Esox lucius (northern pike), 3350 nucleotides long. It is a transcript of the gene vax1, whose product is annotated as ventral anterior homeobox 1. Lineage: Eukaryota; Metazoa; Chordata; Actinopteri; Esociformes; Esocidae. The coding region runs from base 916 to 1857 and encodes 313 amino acids. The record is from RefSeq and is a predicted model, not a curated record. Gene Ontology annotation, biological process: brain development; neuron differentiation; central nervous system development. The transcript has 3 exons. Gene Ontology annotation, molecular function: DNA-binding transcription factor activity, RNA polymerase II-specific; DNA binding.